Molecule: messenger RNA, 554 nt
Organism: Varroa destructor (honeybee mite)
Lineage: Eukaryota; Metazoa; Arthropoda; Arachnida; Mesostigmata; Varroidae
Source: RefSeq, a predicted model, not a curated record
GACAAAUCACAAAAGGUCUAACCACAGAGAAGCGGACUUACCUGUUAGCUGUUCAUCAUGCUCGUCUUCGCCUUCAUUGCCGUGCUGGCAGCUGGAGCUUAUGCUGGAGCUCUCGACAGUUACGGCCUCACUCCCUCUGCCUAUGGCCACGGGUACAGCGCUGUUCCCGCCUACGGACAUCGAUACGGCGUUGCUGUAGCUGCCCCAGCCUAUGGCCACGCCCCUGCCUACGGGGCGGCGUACACUGCGCCCGUGGCAAAGAUCGCUGCCCCUGUAGUGGCGUCUUCAUACACCACCGUGACGAAGUCGGUUGGCGCUCCCAUUCCUGUCGCUAAGGUUGCCGCUCCCGUAGCCGUCGCGGCGCCUGCUUACGGCCAUGCAUACGCAGCUCCGGCGUAUGGACAUGAUUAUGGGUACGGGGCGGUUUAUUCUGCCCCCGCCGGAUACGGCAAACUAUAUUAGGCAGAAACCCCAGGGAUGAUAACGAUGAUCUAAAGAUGGCAUUGUAAGUUAGCGCUGACAAUAAAUGGCAAUGAACGUUCAAUUUAGUGUUA